Molecule: messenger RNA, 615 nt
Organism: Trypanosoma theileri
Lineage: Eukaryota; Euglenozoa; Kinetoplastea; Trypanosomatida; Trypanosomatidae
Product: large subunit ribosomal protein L15e
Exons: 1
Coding region: 1-615 (204 amino acids)
Biological process (GO): cytoplasmic translation
Cellular component (GO): cytosolic large ribosomal subunit; ribosome
Molecular function (GO): RNA binding; structural constituent of ribosome
Source: RefSeq, a predicted model, not a curated record
AUGGGAGCGUUUAUGUAUUUGAAUGAGCUCUGGAAGAAGAAGUCUUCCGAUGUUAUGCGCUUCAUCCAGCGUGUGCGCUCAUGGGAGUUCCGUCACCAACACACUAUUGUGCGUCUGCGUCGCCCCACACGCCCUGAGAAGGCCCGCAUGGUUGGCUACAAGACAAAGCAGGGAUACACUGUGUUCCGCGUGCGUGUGCGCCGUGGUGGUCGCAAGCGCCCUGUGCACAAGGGUAUCACCUACGGUAAGCCAAAGACCAGUGGUGUGUUGGGUAUGAAGCUUAACAAGAACAACCGCGCCAUUGCGGAGCAGCGUCUUGGCAAGAAGUACGGUAACCUGCGUGUGUUGAACUCCUACUGGGUGAAUGCCGACUCUACCUUUCUCUGGUAUGAGGUGGUUGCUGUGGACCCAAUGCACCGUGCUAUUCGCCGCGAUCCACGCAUCAACUGGAUCGUGAACGCCGUGCACAAGCACCGCGAACAGCGUGGCCUCACAUCAGCUGGCCGCAAGCACCGUGGUCUGCGCCACAAGGGCCACAAGGCAUCGAAGCUGCGCCCAUCGUACCGCGCUGCCUGGCGCCGCAACAACCGCAUGGUGUUCCUCCGCAAGCGUUAA